Molecule: messenger RNA, 745 nt
Organism: Ceratitis capitata (Mediterranean fruit fly)
Lineage: Eukaryota; Metazoa; Arthropoda; Insecta; Diptera; Tephritidae
Product: extensin-like
Exons: 2
Coding region: 77-730 (217 amino acids)
Source: RefSeq, a predicted model, not a curated record
GCGCGUCAGCGAAGAUUUUACAGACACAAGUCGAACUGUUUUCAAUAGAACAACUUGCCAGAAACUAUUUACAAGAAUGAAAUUCUUCGCUGCUGCCACUUUCGCCGCCGUCUUGGCUUGCGCUUGCGCUGACGUCUCUCAUUUGGGCUACAACUAUCAGCAACCCGCAGCCAGCGUGCCUGCUCCAGUCUACUCUGCACCAGCGCCAGCACCAGUUUACCAACCCGCCCCUGCUGCCCCAGCACCAGUUUACCAACCAGCUCCAUCAGCUCCUGUAUCAGAAUACCUCCCACCUGCAGCCAGUGCUCCAGCACCAGUCUACUCAGCACCAGCACCAGCUCCAGUUUACCAACCUGCUCCUGCUGCCCCAGCACCAGUCUACGCUCCAGCACCAGCACCGGUUUACUCAGCUCCAGCUCCUGCUCCAGUCUACCAACCCGCCCCAUCAGCUCCUGUCUCUGAAUACCUCCCACCCGCUGCUAGCGCUCCUGCUCCAGUAUACUCUGCACCAGCGCCAGCUCCAGCUCCAGUUUACCAACCCGCUCCAGCUGCUGCCGCUCCUGAGCCAGUCUAUUCCGCUCCAGCUCCAGCUCCAGUUUACUCUGCCCCAGCUCCUGCUCCAGUCUACCAGCCUGCUCCUGCUGCUUCUGAAGUCUACGAACAGCCCGCUCAAGAUGGUUAUAGAUACCGCACUGUCCGUCGUCGUGUCUACAAACAACGUCGUUUCUAAGCAAAGUCUUCCAGA